This is a messenger RNA of Aplosporella prunicola CBS 121167, 1905 nucleotides long. RefSeq lists its product as uncharacterized. Gene Ontology annotation, biological process: nuclear-transcribed mRNA poly(A) tail shortening; regulation of DNA-templated transcription. The record is from RefSeq and is a predicted model, not a curated record. The transcript is spliced from 8 exons. Lineage: Eukaryota; Fungi; Ascomycota; Dothideomycetes; Botryosphaeriales; Aplosporellaceae. The coding region runs from base 148 to 1611 and encodes 487 amino acids. Gene Ontology annotation, cellular component: P-body; CCR4-NOT core complex.
CCAACGCAAACGACACGUCCGCCAACCCUCACUCAAACGUACUUUUUGCCUCGCCUCGAUCCUCGAACCUCAUACGGUACACUGCAAAGCAGACAUCGUCACGCAACCAUGAAUCGGCCAGGACCUGGGCCGCAACAGUUACGGAACAUGCCCGGUAACAUGUUCCCUUCGCAGCAAACGCCGGCGGGCCGUGGAGGACCGUUGCAAACGGGCAGAUUACAAGGCGGCAAGCUAGGCCACCAGGGAUGGGGAUUCACCGGCCAGAUGGCGGGUGCGCCUGGUUUGACGGGAAUGCAGUCGCGCGCUGGCAACACGGCAGGCCUGUCGAGCUUUGCGCAAACGAUAGGUGGAGGCUCUCAGGCGCAUACCCCUCUAGAUCCCUCUGAAUUCCCUUCCCUCUCUGGAACUCCGCAGACGCAUCACCAAAACAACCAAGCUCAAGCGAUAUGGUCGAAUCCCAACAUCCGCACCGCCCAGCAUACCCCAGUGCAGCGACCGCAAGGCCAAGGCGCAACCCCUCAGCCACCCUCUGCGCAAGUGAACAGACCACCUCCUCAAGAACAUCAACAACAGCCGCAAGAUGAGCCUCCCUCUGCGCACUCACCAUUUGGAGCGGGCAUGGAUGAUUACCGCUUUGGCGGUCAAGCGGGCGUAGGACAGCUCUCGGGAGCACCUCAGCAACAGCAGCAGGUGAACAUUGAAGAAUUCCCGCCGCUGGGAGGUGCGGGCGGCGGUGACAUUGGCCAAGACAGGAGGACUGGAAUGAUUCAGAAUGCAGCGUACGGAGGAGGUGCAAAUGCUGGAGCAUACAUGCACCAGGGACGCAAUGGAAUGUCAAGCCCAGCAAACAGCACGCAGGGUUCCGUUGGCGCAGGCGGAGAUGCGAGAUCACCUCAUGCAACAUUGGGCGGUGGUGGUAUGCAGACUAUCAUGAGAGAUGCGGACAGAGUGACAGAGAGAAGAGCACGUGAAGCAAGCAAUGCCUCGUACGGCAGCCAGCCUGUCGAACCACCUUCUAAGCCUGAACAAGGUCUCGGCCACACUAGAUUGUCCCAGAUGAGUGAGAUUGAUCGCUUUGGCCUUCCAGGACUGUUGGCGAUGAUCCCACCAGAGAGCGCAGAUCACUCCAGUUUGGCCAUCGGACAAGACCUGACGGUCUUGGGUCUCGACUUAAAUCGCCCCGACAACUCACCUCUCUACCCAAGCUUCGGCUCUCCGUUUGCGGAACCUGGCUCACGGCCUGUUGUGCCGGAUUUCGCUUUGCCGGCUGCGUACACUGUCACCAAUGUCCCACCUCUGCACACGAAGAUGUCGAGCUUUUCCGAUGAGACUCUAUUUGCGAUAUUCUACCAGUACCCGAGGGACAUCUUGCAGGAGAUUGCAGCAGGCGAACUAUUCAAUCGCGACUGGCGCUGGCACAAGGAGCUUCGCCAGUGGAUGAUGAAGGACACGAGCUUCCCGGCUCCACAGCGCAUGAGCGAGAAGCAGGAGCGCGGCUGCUACAUCUUCUUCGACGUCAACAACUGGCGCAGGGAACGGAGAGAGCUCUUGCUCAACUACGACCACCUCGAUCAGCGUAUCGGCACCGCCCAGCCUAAUACUGCGUUAUGAGCUCCCGCAUCAUGACGACUCCCCGAGAUUCCGAAGGUUUGCUAUGGUGCUCUUGCUUGUUUGAAGUUUACUGCGACGGACGAGUUUUGCAAGGUCUGCAGAGCAAGGCAAAUGACCCUGCUUUUGACCUACCACCACCGUCCCAUUUGCAGGUCCAACGCGUCACUGGGAUGACGCAUUACUUAGCACUCUUGACGAUGAAUGAGAUAUUCACAGCUCGUGGAGAGCGGCAAGAUAUCGUGCGAAUUUCUGGCCUUGCUCAGUGCUCGUGAUGUGUGCGUUCUCAGCCGCUGA